This is a messenger RNA of Ceratosolen solmsi marchali, 3563 nucleotides long. RefSeq names its product protein kinase receptor Ret oncogene (gene Ret). Gene Ontology annotation, molecular function: transmembrane receptor protein tyrosine kinase activity; ATP binding. The record is from RefSeq and is a predicted model, not a curated record. Gene Ontology annotation, cellular component: plasma membrane; signaling receptor complex. The transcript has 18 exons. The coding region runs from base 7 to 3528 and encodes 1173 amino acids. NCBI's taxonomy places the organism in Eukaryota, Metazoa, Arthropoda, Insecta, Hymenoptera, Agaonidae. Gene Ontology annotation, biological process: positive regulation of kinase activity; multicellular organism development; protein phosphorylation.
CCUUAUAUGCUUCAAAAUGGAAUGGGACUAACAUCAGACGUUAAUCUCAUAACUUUGAAAACUUUAAAAAAUGACUCCACGAUACCAACCAAUCCAAUUUACAAUAUACUAUCCUCGAAGGAAAAAUAUGCCAACUUGGAUAUAAAGAGUGCAAAUAUAAUAUUAAAAGCUCUGCCUGAAAAAGGUACCUCAAGCGCAAUAGUCAUCCAAGCGACAGAUAAAAGCGGCGCCGAAGCUUUUCUCGAAGUUAAAAUCCAAUCACAAGAUAUGAAAAAUAAUAUCUUUAAUUGUUCGGACUAUUUGCAGGAUAUAUGCUUCUGGAAUACGUCCAAAUACAGGAUUUAUGAGAAUCAGCCAUUGACAAUGCUAGGCACUUUAGGACCGGAUGCCUAUAAAUCUAUUUGUCCGCAAUUUUCAGUAUCCAGAUAUGAAUUAUUAAAUGGGACAGAUUUCGUUUAUUUAUCGGAUAACAAAGUCUAUUCAAACGACUCACUCGAUCGAGAUACAUUGAAUCCACCGAAAGGUACGGGGCCUCGUGCAGUUGUCAACGUCAGAUGCGUUAUCUGGGAGAACACAACGGGUAAUCAAUAUACGAUCGAUAAGGUAUUGAAUGUCGAUGUAUUGGAUCAAAAUGACAAUCCACCGAUUCCACAAACCAAUGCGAGCGUGGAGAUACAUUUGAAAGAUUUCACACAGGGUGAUAGACUAGAUGAAAACGAUUUAAUAAUUAACGACGCCGACAACAUUAAUACAAAUACGUAUAGCGUUCGACUGCUUAAUGAUAUUUACAAUUCUCUUAAUUUAACCUAUGACAUAAUAUCGAUUGAUCAUCCGAAGAGGCCGCCAUCAACGGCGAUCUAUGCAAGAUUGUAUUCUAGGACAACGCUUCUUCCGAAAUCACCGUAUCGAGUGAUAUUACAAGUUAGGGACGAAUCGCUGUUAACAGGAUUUGGAAAUAAUACGCGGAACAUCAGCCUAUCCUUCAUCGGGCCCCAGCAUCACACGACCACGACGACGACGUCGAUCCCUUUGAAGCAGCGCAUCGUCUAUCCGGUGGUCGCACAGCUGCCACGCAAUUCCAGUCAAUUUUAUCGAAUCGCCCAACCACUCCACAGGGUUAAUUCGAAAGUGCUAUUUGCUUUGCCAGGCGUCGAAGCUUUCAACGUCACGAGCACAGGCGGCAUCGUCUUUCUCGCGAACGCGAGCGCACUUCCGUUGAAUUCCACGGCAAUGAGCUUACGAGUGGAAUGGCGUACGCCGGAUCAGCGCACAUUCUCCACUACUCUGACGAUCAAAAUCACCGAGCCUACGGAGUUCUGCAAACAAAAUCAAAUGAGCAUUCACUCCUGUGCAAACGCCAAGACUAUUAAUGAAUGUGAAGGAAGAUGCGGAGUCGGCAGUGGAAAUUCAAUGACAAACGACCAUUAUGCGGGUGGCUGCAUUUGGAGAUCGAACAAGGCAAACAACAGCACAAUGACCGAAAAGUACGAAACCUGCUCCCCGGAUCUCACCUAUUGUCCUAAUUACAUAUGCGAUGAGUUGGAACACCUCGAUCCACGAAUUUGUCCACAAGAUUGUGCCAUCGAAUCGGAGGUACGCUUCGCGGAGAUGAACAAGGGCGGCCGAGGUAUACGUAGCGGCUUCGGGACCUGCUGGUGCGACGACUUCACGCAGUGCACCUGCGGCGCCAGUUUCCGGAGGCCGACAACGGGCAGCGGCGGCGCCAAGGAAGCGCGCGAAGCCGCCAAGAGCCGGCGAGACCGCGAGAGGACACCGCCUCCGUUCGUCGGCGCGGAUGCGCGCAAGGCUACAAGCAGUACCUGCGGGCCAACGUGUUUGAUCGGAAUUAUCGCGGCGAGCCUUUUUGUCCUUAUAAUUAUUGUUGGAUCGUUUGUAUUAUGGCGUUACAGAAUUGUGACGAAAGUUCCACGGCGAAGUUGUAUGCACAGAGGAAGCGAUGUGGCCAAUGGUUUAGGGAUUUUACCUCUGGAUUAUGUCGAUCGUGGAGAUGGUUUACUAAUCGGUUUAGAAUCCUUAUCGGUCGCAAAUCGUACCCUGCUUGCACCAAAAAAUUCACCGCCCGAUCCCAAAUGGGAGUUCCCGCGAUCGCGCUUGACGAUCGAGCAGGUCCUGGGUGAGGGUGAGUUUGGACGUGUCCUGCGGGCGAAGGCCCAGGAUAUCGGGGGCUGGUCGGGCCAGACUACCGUAGCCGUCAAGACCCUGAAGGAGGACGCGAGCGCAUCCGAGCUCGCCGAUCUCCUCUCCGAGUAUCAACUGCUGAAGGAGGCUCAGCAUCCCAACGUCAUAAGACUUUUGGGCGCGUGUACGACAUCUGGCGGACCGAUUUAUCUCAUCAUCGAGUUCGCCGAGUUCGGAUCUCUUAGAAAUUACUUACGAAGGAGCCGACAUUUAGAAUCUGAAGGUAGAGUGCCAUGCUCGACGUUACUUUUAUCUUCAUCACCAAGCAAUAUAAAACCUUUGGAUCAACAAUGUAUCGAUCCCAUCGUAAAUUAUACAAUUACACCGAGAGAUAUUCUUUCUUUCGCUUGGCAAAUUAGCAAAGGAAUGGCCUACCUAGCGGAUAUUAAGUUGGUACAUCGAGAUUUGGCAGCGAGGAAUGUACUGCUCGCAGCUGGAAAAGUCUGUAAAAUAUCAGAUUUUGGCUUAACGCGCGACGUGUACGAAGAUGAUGCUUAUUUAAAGCGCAGCAAAGGACGAGUGCCGGUUAAAUGGAUGGCACCUGAGUCAUUGGCCGAUCACGUGUACACGAGCAAAUCCGACGUCUGGAGCUUCGGUGUACUCCUCUGGGAGCUGGUGACUCUUGGCGCUUCGCCUUAUCCUGGCGUUGACGUUCACAACCUUUACAAUCUUCUAAAAGCGGGAUAUCGUAUGGAGAAGCCGGCUAAUUGCUCGUACCAGCUGUAUAAGCUCAUGGUCUCGUGUUGGCACGAGGAGGCUGGAAUGAGGCCAUCAUUUAAGGAGCUUAUUUGUCAUUGGGAACGAAUGCUCGAGGAUGCCGUCGAGUAUCUCGACCUGAACCCACGAACCGUACAUAAUCAAGCCUACUUCACGUCACUGCAUGCUUUGGACAGUCCCACCUCGAGCGUUGACUCGCCGAAGAACGUCAUAAGCUAUGCCCUGGUGAACUCCCAGCAGCGGACGGACGCCGUCAAUUACCUGAGCAGGCCGUCCUUCGAACUCAUGAGCAAGUCCGACAAGGUGGACAAGCUCGAGGCGCUCUGGCACGAGCCGAGCACCUACCCGGAGGGCCUCGCCAAGGCGCGUACGAUCUACGUCAACGAGCAGCAGGUGACCGGGCACUACGAGAGCCCGAUUAAGUUACGCAACGCGAGCGUCACCAGCAGCAGCGAGAACGAGCUCGAGCCGUCUAUGAGCUCCGCCCGGCCCCAGUCCUACAUCGACAUGCAGGCUGGGAUCGUUUACAAGAACGCGGAGAAGGAGCCCGAGGACCUGCUCCUCUCCUUCGGCAGCUCCGCCGACGAACCCGUCAUUGGCUUCGAUCUCUGAAUUACGCGAGGCGGCGACGAUCACAGAUUAUUCAC